This is a messenger RNA of Hordeum vulgare subsp. vulgare (domesticated barley), 1495 nucleotides long. Its product is annotated as flavin-containing monooxygenase FMO GS-OX-like 4. The record is from RefSeq and is a predicted model, not a curated record. The transcript is spliced from 7 exons. Gene Ontology annotation, molecular function: N,N-dimethylaniline monooxygenase activity; flavin adenine dinucleotide binding; NADP binding. NCBI's taxonomy places the organism in Eukaryota, Viridiplantae, Streptophyta, Magnoliopsida, Poales, Poaceae. Bases 1 to 1344 code for a protein of 447 amino acids.
AUGCCAUCGUCGCGGGUCGCCGUGAUCGGCGCGGGGGCGGCCGGCCUGGUGGCUGCGCGGGAGCUGAGGCGCGAGGGCCACACGCCCGUCGUCUUCGAGCGCGCAGCCGGCGUGGGCGGCAGCUGGCGCUACCAAGACGCGGCGUCGGCGGACCCGCUCGGCGCCGGCGGCGUCCACGGGAGCCUCUAUGCGUCCCUCCGCACGAACCUGCCCCGCGAGUGCAUGGGCUUCCUCGACUUCCCUUUCGUCGCCGAUGAGGGCUCCGUUGAUCCGCGCAGGUUCCCCGGGCACCAGGAGGUGCUCCGCUACCUCGAGGAGUUCGCCCGGCGGUUCCAUCUCCUCGGGCUGAUCCGGCUGGAGACGGACGUCGUCAGCGUCCGCAGGGACACGGGAGGGAGAGGGAGAUGGAGGGUGUCGUCCUCCUCCCCGACGAAGCUCGCCGGCGAACCAGAGGAGGCGCGCUCGGAGCUGUUUGACGCCGUUGUUGUCUGCAACGGUCACUUCGCCGAGCCCCGCCUCGCGGAGCACAUCGCCGGCAUGGACGGUUGGCCGGGGAAGCAGACGCACAGCCACAGCUACCGUCUGCCCGACCCAUUCCACGGCCAAGUUGUGGUGAUAAUAGGAUACAAUCCCAGCGGGAUGGACAUCUCGAGGGACAUCGCCGGCGUCGCCAAGGAGGUCCAUGUCGCAAUUCGAGCGGCGCCUGCUGAGAUGCAGAGCGCCACUGCCCAUGCCAACCUGUGGCUACAUCCCAUGGUGGAUCGUGCCGAGGAGGACGGCGGCGUGGUGUUCCAGGACGGCAGCCGGGUGAAGGCGGACGCCAUCGUGCACUGCACUGGGUACAAGUACAACUUCCCGUUCCUCGACGGCGACCAAGACGGCGACCCUGUUAUCGCCGUCGACGACAACCGCGUGGGCCCGCUGUACAAGCACGUGUUCCCGCCGCAUCUGGCACCUCACAUCUCCUUCAUCGGAUUGCCAUUCAAGGCAAUCCUUUUCCCAGUGUUCCAGCUGCAGAGCAGCUGGGUGGCCGGGGUUCUGUCGGGGAGGAUCGAGCUGCCGUCGCCGGAGGAGAUGACCCAAGAAGUGGCGGCCUUCUACUCGGACAUGGAAGCCCGUGGAUGCCCCAAGAGGUUCACCCACGACCUGGGAGCAAGCACGUUCGAGUACGAGGACUGGUUGGCGGAGCGGUCCGGGCUGGAGAGGAUGGAGGAGUGGAGGAGGGCGAUCUAUGUCGCGGCGAGAGGCAGACUGAGGGGACGGCCGGAGAGCUACCGGGACGAGUGGGACGACGACGCCCACCUGCUGGACCAAGCGCAUCGUGAUUUCGCCAAGUACCUAUGAUAUAUAUGCAUAUGCAUAUAUGAUCUUUGCUACGGUUCUGUUUCUAUUACUGCUAGGUGGAUUGGAUCGCAUCAUUCUUCUUCGUGACACCAAUAACUUUUGUGCUUGACAUCAAGAUGAGUGAUGUGUGCCUUUGUAACCAUCUGGGAUU